AUGGCGGCGGGGCGGUGGGUGCUGCGCUGGGCCCUGGCGGCGGCAACGGCCGUGGCGGCGACGCUGGCGCUGGACAAUGGGCUGGCGCGGACACCGCCGAUGGGCUGGCUGCAAGUUGGGGCGGGGGGCGGAGGGGGGGGGUACAGGCCCGAGCAGCUCUUCGUGGAGAUGGCCGACGUGAUGGCGGCGGAGGGCUGGAGGGAGGCGGGCCCAGGUACCGGUGACAGCCGGCCCGGUGCGCUGCUCUGCGGCGCUGUCACCCGGUGUGCCCUCCCUGUGGCAGGGCGGAGAGCCAGCCGGCGGCGGGGCCUUGCCUGCCCGCCUCCGCCUCCGGUGCGCUCCCGGUCGGUGGCUCAAAAACCAGGCCCCCGCCUUCUCCCCUUUUCUUUCCCGUGCCCCAGCGAGCAGCUCUUCGUGGAGAUGGCCGACGUGAUGGCGGCGGAGGGCUGGAGGGAGGCGGGUUACGAGUACGUCUGCAUCGACGACUGCUGGAUGGCCCCGCGGCGGGACCGGGAGGGCCGGCUCCAGGCCGACCCCAAACGCUUCCCCAGCGGGAUCCGCAGGCUGGCCGACUACGUGCACUCCAAAGGGCUGAAGCUGGGCAUCUACAGCGACGUGGGGAACAAGACGUGCGCUGGCUUCCCUGGCAGCUACGACCACUACGAGCUGGACGCCCAGACGUUCGCCUCCUGGGGCGUGGACCUGCUCAAGUUUGACGGCUGCAACUCCGACUCGCUGGAGCUGCUGGCAGAAGGUUACAGGCGCAUGUCUCUGGCCCUGAACAGGACUGGAAGGAGCAUUGUGUACUCCUGUGAAUGGCCUUUCUACUUGAGGCCUGCGCAGCAGCCCAAUUACACAGAGAUCAAACAGUACUGCAAUCACUGGCGGAACUUUUUUGAUGUCUACGAUUCCUGGAGAAGCAUCAAGAGUAUCUUGGACUGGACAGCGCUUCACCAGGACAGCAUUGUGAAGAUAGCUGGGCCAGGGGGCUGGAACGACCCUGACAUGCUGGUGAUUGGAAACUUUGGGCUGAGCUGGGACCAGUCGGUGACACAGAUGGCAAUGUGGGCUAUUAUGGCAGCUCCCCUCUUCAUGUCCAACGACCUGCGGCACAUUAGUCCUGAAGCCAAGUGGCUGCUCCAGAACAAAGAGGUGAUCGCCAUCAACCAGGAUCCCCUGGGCAAGCAGGGCUACCAGAUCACCAAGGACAAGAACUUCGAGCUGUGGGAGCGGCCCCUGUCUGGCCGAGCCUAUGCCGUGGCGGUGCUGAACCACCAAGAGAUUGGGGGACCCCAGAACUUCACCUUCUCCCUCACCUUCCUCGGCAACGGGCUGGCCUGCAACCCAGCGUGCUCCAUCCGGCAGGUCCUGCCAGCCAGCAGGGACUGGGGGGUUUACAGCUGGGUCUCUUCCCUAAGCGUGGAGGUGAACCCUACAGGCACUGUGCUGCUGAAAGUAGCAGUUCUAUAGGAGGCACAAAGACAAUCUUUUCCUAAGCCUGAGACUCUGUCCAGACUUCUUGUUGUGAGAAGCCUGUCUCCUUCCUCCAAGCAGGGUGCCUUCACCCUCUCUUCUGCAUUCACUACCUGUGUGCUUCUACAUGGACUUUGAACCUUCAGCCUAAUGUGACAAAUAGCCACCACUCCAUCACCAAGAGGUAACAGAGAAAGGGGUGCUGCUUCUCUUCUAUUUACCCUUUCUCUGGCAUCUCACCUAACUCCUUCUCCAAGGGGCCAUAAGGGCACAGCCCACUACCAACCAAAGAAAUGCAAAGGAUACAUGCACUAGCUUUCCUUGGGCCUUUCAGGGACAAUAGGGAAAUACACCCUGGCUGCCCUGCUCUUGCUUUGCCAAUCCCAGGUGCACAGUCUGAGAACACAAAAAGCUGCUGCUAAAGAAACCAAAUACUCCCUCAGAGCGUGGACAUCUACUUCCACCUUCUGACAACUCAGGGAUUGACCCAAAUCACCACACUCCUUAGCAACUGCUUUCUUGACAGCUGCCUGCUUAUUAUAAAUGUGAUUAAGUAUCAUGCCUUAGGGCUUGGCUUUUGAGGGUUUCUCCUUACCCAAGGAGUCAUCGUCUCACCAUUGGCUGCCACUUCCCUUUAGAUGACAAAUCCCUCUCCAUCCUUCAUGGGGACACUGGGGUCCCCUUCCUCAGUGAGCUGCCUUCCAGAAAUACCCAUAUGCUUGCCCUCCACUGCUGGCAGUAGCCUUGAGGUUGAGUAACACAGGUCCUUCUGAGACCAGGGAUAGAUACUUGAAUCACUAUAAUGUACAAAUACGUUCUCUCCUGACUACUACACAACCAGGAUAUCUUGAUUCGUUCUUAUUUCUGUGAUUAAACACUUUGAUUAAAAUGUCCCUUAAAAAGGCUAAGCUUUUUCUUAGUUCCACUGUACAGGAGUACAGCAUGGUAUCUGAAAUUAAACUGGGUUUUAGAAAACGG
Calidris pugnax (ruff) is the source of this 2451-nucleotide messenger RNA. RefSeq names its product galactosidase alpha (gene GLA). Gene Ontology annotation, molecular function: alpha-galactosidase activity. The transcript is spliced from 8 exons. Bases 1 to 1470 code for a protein of 489 amino acids. Gene Ontology annotation, biological process: glycosylceramide catabolic process; glycoside catabolic process; oligosaccharide metabolic process. Gene Ontology annotation, cellular component: cytoplasm. The record is from RefSeq and is a predicted model, not a curated record. NCBI's taxonomy places the organism in Eukaryota, Metazoa, Chordata, Aves, Charadriiformes, Scolopacidae.